Messenger RNA from Chaetura pelagica (chimney swift), 441 nucleotides. It is a transcript of the gene SHISA5, whose product is annotated as shisa family member 5. Gene Ontology annotation, cellular component: endoplasmic reticulum. Gene Ontology annotation, biological process: positive regulation of canonical NF-kappaB signal transduction. The record is from RefSeq and is a predicted model, not a curated record. The coding region runs from base 1 to 441 and encodes 146 amino acids. The transcript has 4 exons. Lineage: Eukaryota; Metazoa; Chordata; Aves; Apodiformes; Apodidae.
AUGCACAAAGGAGCCAGAGUGACAACUUUUGGAGAUGCUAUUGCGAUUGGAAUUGCUGUUUUGGCAGUGAUCAUAAUCACUAUUAUUCUGUGCCUCACAUGUUCAUGUUGCUGUUUGUAUAAAGCGUGUCGGCGACCACGGCCUGUUGUCACCACCACUACUGCCACUACAGUGGUUCAUGCUCCCUAUCCCCAGCAACAGGGAGUGCCACCCAGCUACCCAGUGGCCCCAUAUCAAGGAUAUCAGGCCAUGCCUAUCCAGCCACAGCCGGGAACGCUGGUGGCCCCGUACCCUGCGCAGUAUCCUCCCCCUUACCCCAUGCAGCCACCAGGACCCCCAGCUUAUCAUGAAACGGAGGCAGCUGGUACUGGAGCCCCUUACCCAAUCAGCCAGCCCCCUUACAACCCUGCUUACAUGGAUCAUCAGAAUCCCACCUAUUGA